Messenger RNA from Gastrolobium bilobum, 787 nucleotides. RefSeq names its product glutaredoxin-C9-like. The transcript has a single exon. NCBI's taxonomy places the organism in Eukaryota, Viridiplantae, Streptophyta, Magnoliopsida, Fabales, Fabaceae. The coding region runs from base 130 to 594 and encodes 154 amino acids. The record is from RefSeq and is a predicted model, not a curated record.
CCACCUCUUCCCCCAUUUAUAUUCCCCCUCAUAACCAUAAGUCCAUAACCAUAAACCAACCACUAAAACCACACACCUCUUCUUUCUCUCUCUCUUUUUCUCUUACAAUCAUUCAUUCACUCAAACAACAUGCAACAAGCAAUUCCUUAUAGGUCAUGGCGACCUCUCAUAACCCACAACCACACCCAAACUACUAACUUCACAAUCACCCCACACUCAUUAACUACUCAUAAUUAUUCCUCAUCCGUUUCUCCCAAGAACCUUGCAACGGAGGGAAUGGUUUUCAACAAGGUCUCUGAGAACGCCGUUAUAGUCUUUGCAAGGCGAGGUUGCUGCAUGAGCCAUGUGGUGAAGCGCUUGCUUCUUGGUCUUGGUGUCAACCCUGCGGUACACGAGGUGGAGGAGAAAGAUGAAGUGGGUGUUGUUAGAGAAUUGGAAGCAAUCGUUGGUGCCAUUCAAAAUGAUGGGAAGGUGCAGUUUCCAGCAGUGUUUAUAGGUGGAAAAUUGUUUGGAGGAUUGGAUCGUCUUAUGGCUACUCAUAUUUCUGGUCAAUUGGUUCCUAUACUCAAAGAAGCAGGGGCUUUAUGGCUUUGACUCAUUAUUGUAUUAUUAUUUUUUAAGAGUUUUCAUUUUCAUACUUGUUUUUCUUGUUUUAUUAUAUAUUUUCCGAUAUGUUGAUUUCCUCCAACCUUUGGAGGUUAGAGAGAAAAAAAAUGAAAAAGAGGGAAUAUUUUCGAUAUCUAUGAUAAUGGAUACAGAAAUCUGAUGAUAUAAUAGUGUUAUUAUU